Messenger RNA from Hyla sarda, 1649 nucleotides. It is a transcript of the gene HABP4, whose product is annotated as hyaluronan binding protein 4. Gene Ontology annotation, molecular function: RNA binding. Gene Ontology annotation, cellular component: cytoplasm; nucleus. The coding region runs from base 30 to 1250 and encodes 406 amino acids. The record is from RefSeq and is a predicted model, not a curated record. Gene Ontology annotation, biological process: positive regulation of translational initiation; positive regulation of RNA splicing. Lineage: Eukaryota; Metazoa; Chordata; Amphibia; Anura; Hylidae. The transcript has 9 exons.
GUGUGUCUACAGGAGGGGCGGGAAAACGGAUGAUUGAUAGCGAUGAGGAAGUGGUUACGUACACUGUAGUGUAUUUAGGCUGGGGACAGGUGCAGGCAGUUCGCUGGUCUCGGUGGAGUGGCGGCUGUUUUAACGGAGGCAUGAAACCUGUACAAGGGAGCCCUGUUUCCAGCACUAUGCAGGAAGCUUUUGGCUGUGCAGUAGAAAACCGCUUUUUCCAACUUCUGGAUGAUGAGUCUGAUCCCUUAGAUUAUCUAUACCAGGCGUCAAGUGAACUUGGUCGUAAGAAGGAAGAAGCAGCCAAAAAACCUGGCAACCAAAAGAGCAACAGAAAAGAAUCCCAAAAGGACAGAAGGACAAUAGUCGUUGCAAACACGGAGGCCCCAGCUCCAAAACAAGCUCCUAAACAAGUUCCAAAACAGUUUGUGCCAAAAGUGCCUCAGAAUGAAAACAGUGGUUCAGAAGUGAAAGUGGAAAGAUCGGAACGUCGAGCUGUCUUCAGAGAGUUCCGUCCUAAUGUCAUAGAAAAGCCCCUGGAGUACAGCAUUGAUGAUUUUGAGAAGGAAAAGCAGGUAAGAAACUGGGUUGCUAACCAGAGAGGAGGAAUGAGAGGGAGAGGAAGAGGAGGCUUUCCACGAAACAUGGAAAAUGAUCAAAGAGGAAAGAGAGAGUUUGAAAGGCACAGUGGCAGUGACAGAACUAGAAUAAGAGCAGAAGACAAGAGGGGUGGUGGUGGACCUCGCAACUGGGGCUCAUUCAAGGAUGCUUGCAGUGAUGUAGAUCCAACACCUGUAGAAAAUGUAGAAGCCAUGGAACCUGUUGAGGCAACAGAGGAAGAGCAAGACAUAAAACUGCCAGAAGACAAUGCCGAAGACUAUGUCAGGGAGAUGUCGCUGGAUGAAUGGAAGUCUAUUCAGGACCAAAGCAGACCAAAGGUUGAACUAAAUCUUCGUAAACCAGAUCCUUCUGUACUUUCCAAAGCUACUGUUAUCCAUAAGUCCAAAUAUAAGAAUAAUUCAAAGGAGGACGAUGAAGAUUACAGCUAUGGUUUCCGCAGACCAGUUAAUGAUAUAACCUCUCAGCUGGAUAUUAACUUUGGAAGUCUCCCUCGUCCAGGCCGUGGAGGAAGAGGUGGAGGGCGUGGACGUGGAAGUGGUAGAAGAGAAGAGACCUUAUCUUAUGAAAGCCAUAAUGUGCACGAGUUUGUCUUGAAUCCAGAUGACCCUAAUGAUUUUCCAGCUCUGAUUUAAUUGGACAAGUUUUUGGCUUGUACUGCAUCUCUACAGUGACACAAUACCACAGAUUAGACAACACUUUUGUUUGGGGGUCUAAAGGAUUUAUUUUUCUGCCAAGCAGUAGAAGUACUGCACUUCAAUCUACAGAAAUGUGUACAGUGUAGCAUGGCUGUAGUUCUAAACAUGGUUUUGAAGCAUUGUCUAUGGCACAUGUUCUAUUUGAAACAGUUACCCAGGUUAAGAAGUUUAAAGAAAAGCUGCUAUGUCCAGAUAAUGGUAGAACUUGAAUAUGAUAACACUGGCUAUCAUACAGCUGCUGCUUCCUUCGGUGUAAAAUAUAACUUGUCACUGCACUGCAGUUUUGGAAGUGAUUGAGACAUUAAAGUCGCUGAUUGCAAGUUGAUGGCUUUUUUU